CUCAAAACGCGUCGCUAACCGCUGGCUAACAACGUUUAAUGCUAAAGAAAAAAAAGUGAAAUCAUAUAAUAUCGGUGUAAAAAUACAGAAAUAAAUCUGAAAAUUAAAUCCCCGGAUAUCCCCUUUAGAAAAAGUGUGAAAAUGUGGAGAAACUAACAGGAAUACUAUGAAGCAUGCUGUGAAACUUGGCCAAGAUAAACUCGUUUGCACCAAUACACAUGUGUUUAUACAUACGUAUAAGGGCAACGCAAAAUACUCAGGCUCCAGAAGCCAGCAAUUAAAAAAGAAGUUAGUCAGUUAGCGUCUGGGCCGCGUUACUGGUGUAUGAAUCAUACUUUGGAUACCUUUAAAAAUAACAAAACAAACGCCUUCCAAGCAGGAAAGAGUUGUAACAGUGAUUCGAUCAAACUUAACGGAGAGAGCUCGCUAAAAACCCAAAUAGCCAUAACAAAUAAAUUAAUCACACGUUAUAAAAUACCUCAAAUGUCGGUGAGGAAGUUAAGUGCCCUAUCGCUCUCCAUUGGUGGAGCUCCGCUGAUCCCAAGUUUUUCCUUGGUAGCUGCUGCAAAUGGAGAGAGUAAGGAUUGUCAUGGCUCGAUCUGCCAUCCGGUCAAUGAAUUUUGCUAUGUUGCAACGGAGAGCUGCCAUCCGUGCACCGCGGUCUGUAAUAACGAAACCCACAACUACGACGGGUUUCUGUGCGCCAAGGAAUGUUCAGCAUACAAGACAUUCGAGCCGUUGAAAGCGGAGAUGCUGGACAUCCAAAAUACCCAGCAGCUGAUCCUCCUGCUGCUAACUAUCCUUCUCGUCCUGAUUGCGCUUCGCUGCGCGUUCCAGUUCCUUCGGUGGCUGAUAAGCAACCGGUGCUUCCAGAAGCUGUUGCGCCGUCUCCAAUCGAAGGCCUACCCGCAUCCGGCAACUGCAAAUGGAAAGGAUCUCAAUGCUACCACCAUACAGAACCUGAAUGCCAUUAACCAUCCUGGCAGCGACCUUGAGCGAGCGCAAUCACAGAUCUACAGUGUGGCAGGUGCCGCCGAGGGGUCCGUUGUGACUAUGACAACGCCGGUGAGCACUCGCUAUCCGGCGGAAAACAGCACCACGCCCACAACGGUUAUGACGGAGAUCGGAUAUGGAUACGACAAUCAGGCCAUGGUCGUAACGCCAGUUUCUGAGAAACCCUCACCAGCGACAGUUGCCGUCGCCUUCUAAGGCCAUACAAGUACUUAAAAACUCUUAUUUCUAAAUCAGUCCAGCGAAAGCAAAAUGUGCACCACAUUGAAACUAGUGAUAUUCUCCUAAGUUGUUAAGCAAAAAGUCUUUUUUGACAUGUUAUACAUAAACAUAUUUGUAGGUUGUAGGCGUAAUUUACAAACAGGAUUAAAUGUGUUGAUUUAUACAUGGAACAUGUUUAAUAAACCCAUGCGGCCUUAAAUACUUAUAUUCGAUCUGUAUGAAAUUGUUAAUUAAGGAAUUAUACAUAUUAUUUUAACUAAUGGAAUGUUCAAGAAUACCUUAUUUUACUAUAUUCCUUUAAAAAACAAUAAUACAACAUCACAUGAACGAAGAUUAAUGUUUAUAGCUGUUAAGAAACAUAUUCAUUAUGAUAAAGUUAUUAUCAUGCUACAUUUCGUAUGUGGAAAAGUUUUGUAACAUUGUAACCACACUCCCAUCCGGUUUAAAUGGUAUCGAAUGCAAGACCUAAAAAAUAUUUGAAUUUUGAAAUAAAACAAGGAAUUACGCUUAAA
Drosophila teissieri is the source of this 1745-nucleotide messenger RNA. It is a transcript of the gene grnd, whose product is annotated as protein grindelwald. Bases 325 to 1209 code for a protein of 294 amino acids. The transcript is spliced from 3 exons. Lineage: Eukaryota; Metazoa; Arthropoda; Insecta; Diptera; Drosophilidae. The record is from RefSeq and is a predicted model, not a curated record.